Molecule: messenger RNA, 1129 nt
Organism: Elgaria multicarinata webbii
Lineage: Eukaryota; Metazoa; Chordata; Lepidosauria; Squamata; Anguidae
Gene: ETFA
Product: electron transfer flavoprotein subunit alpha
Exons: 12
Coding region: 57-1070 (337 amino acids)
Biological process (GO): fatty acid beta-oxidation using acyl-CoA dehydrogenase
Cellular component (GO): mitochondrion
Molecular function (GO): electron transfer activity; flavin adenine dinucleotide binding
Source: RefSeq, a predicted model, not a curated record
AAGUUGAGGCGACGACGAGGACGACGAGGAGGACGACCGCCGCCGCCGCCGCCACCAUGACGGGGUUUCGGGGGCUUCUGAGGGCGCAGCGCCUGGGGCGGAGAGCGGUUUCAUUACUUCACCGGUUUCAGAGUACACUGGUAAUAGCUGAACACACAAAUAAGGCUCUUACACCUAUUACCCUAAAUACCAUCACUGCAGCAAAACGGCUUGGAGGUGAAGUAUCAUGUUUAGUAGCUGGCACCAACUGUGAAAAGGUGGCUCAAGAGCUGAGCAAGGUGGAAGGGGUUGCCAAAAUUCUUCUCGCUCAGCAUGAUGUGUACAGAGGACUUCUGCCUGAGGAGCUGACUCCAUUGAUUUUGGCAACUCAGAAGCAGUUUAAUUACACACACAUCUGUGCUGGAGCAUCUGCCUUUGGUAAGAGUCUUCUUCCAAGAAUAGCAGCUAAGCUUGAUGUUGCGCCUGUCUCGGACAUAAUUGAAAUUAAGUCACCUGACACGUUUGUGAGGACUGUUUAUGCAGGAAAUGCCCUGUGCACUGUGAAGUGUGAUGAGAAAAUAAAGGUGUUUUCUGUACGAGGUACUUCCUUUGAAGCUGCACCAGUAAGUGGUGGUAGUGCUAGUUUAGAAAAAGUAUCGGCUCCUUCUCCAGCUGGUCAAUCUGAAUGGAUUGAGCAAAAGCUAACAAAAAGUGAUCGACCAGAACUGACUAGUGCAAAGGUUGUUAUAUCAGGUGGUCGAGGUUUGAAGAGUGGAGACAACUUCAAGUUGCUGUAUGAUCUUGCAGAUCAGUUGCAUGCUGCAGUUGGCGCGUCUCGAGCAGCUGUUGAUGCAGGCUUUGUACCCAACGACAUGCAGGUUGGACAGACUGGCAAAAUUGUAGCACCGGAACUGUACAUUGCUGUUGGAAUAUCUGGAGCAAUUCAGCAUCUAGCUGGAAUGAAGGAUAGCAAGACCAUAGUAGCUAUCAACAAGGAUCCAGAAGCACCAAUAUUCCAAGUUGCAGACUAUGGUUUGGUAGCAGACUUGUUUAAGGUUGUUCCUGAGUUGACAGCGGCAUUGAAAAAGUGAAAACGUCCAGGUGUUUUGGGCAGAAAUUGGUGUGACUUCAGCUUUGAGAUAAAUGAAUU